AAUGAACCAUGCCGCAGGCGUCCUACAAGCUAGUAUUUGUAUCGUGUGUGCAUCCUAUCUGAGUUAGGCAGCACUUCAGCUGGAUUGGAAGUAAUGAGCUGCGCAUGAAGGUCCCGUUUCCGGUAUCUCCGAGAUACACGCCUCUAUUGUAGUUUACAAUAAGGAAAUUGGGCACUUUACUACAUAUUCAAAGAAGGAAUGGCGGGGAACGGCGCGUUGCGGCUGGCGCUGCUUGCGUCUGGGGCAGGGCGUGGCGCUGUCAGCCAGCUUCGUCAGCUUGUUGUAGAGGCAGCAAAAGCGCUCGAUGGGGCCAGCCAGCCUUGCAGCCGUGGCUUGAGUACACUUCUGCGAGGAUCGGCAAACCCAUCAACCAUACCGAGCAGCGCAGGUGGCAUGCGGGCGCCGGACUCUUUCUCGGUUCGCUGCAUACACAGCAGCGCAGCGACCGCCGCAUCGACCGACUACUAUGAGCUGCUGGGUGUGGAGCGGGCCGCCUCCGAUCAGGACAUCAAAAAGGCUUAUUACGCGCUAGCGAAAAAAUACCACCCAGAUACCAACAAGGACGACCCCGCCGCCGCCCAGCGCUUCCAGGAGCUCCAGAAGGCGUACGAGGUGCUGCGGGACCCGGAGAAGCGGCGCAUGUACGACCAAGUGGGGCGGGAGGGCAUGGACCGUAUGGAGUCGGGCGGCCAGUCGGGCGGGCCCGGGGCGGGCUUCGAGGAGGGCUUUGGCGGCUUCCAAGGCUUCCAGGGCUUUGGGGGCUUCCCCUUCGGCGCGGACAUCUUUGAGCAGUUCUUCCGGGCUGACCCCCGCCUGCAAGCCAUGCUCAAUCGGGUGCAGAUGCCGCCGCUGCGCAUCACAUUCAUGGAGGCGGUGCAAGGCACGCGCAAGAGCGUGCAGGUGGGCACUCGGCAGGGGGCGGUGCGCACCAUCGACCUGGAUGUGCCGCCGGGCGUGGACACGGGCGAUGUGCUGGAGACGCAGGUGGAUCUGGCGGGUCCCGGCCGCCGCGCCAGUCCCAAGAUGGUGGUCACCUUCCCCAUCGAGGUGCUGCCGCACCCCAAGUUCCGGCGUGAGGGCUCCGACAUCUACUCCCCCCUGGAGCUGCCGCUGAGCCAGGCGCUGCUGGGAACCACGGUUCGUGUGGAGACGUUGGAUGGCGGCGUGGAGCUCAUUGUGCCGCCGCUGACGCAGCAGGGAGACAAGCUGCGGAUCCGCAACAAGGGCAUCUUCAACCCGCGGAGAGGGCUAAAGGGCGACCACUACGUCGAGAUUGGGGUGACCAUGCCUCGUGGACUUACGCCCCGACAGCGGGAAUUGUUGCUCGAGUUCCAGUACGAGGAGGAGCGCAAGAAGCAGCGAUAGGUGGCAUACUUGACUUUGGCGCACUAAGUGUAAAGAUUUCGUUUUUCGAAGGUUGUGAAGAAAGGUUUGGAGCUUGGCUGGCAUGGUUAAUAAGCAGGUUCCAGGUGGUCUUCGGUGCGGCUGUGUAAGAGACACUACCAAUUUUCCAUCCCAUUGCAAUAAUGUAGACAUGGAUGGCAACGAUUACAGAUAUCCGACCAUGGAGCUAGCAACACAAGACGUAACUUUCUCCUCUUCGAAGAGGACUACUAAAAACAAUCACACAAUGACGGGACAACACAAACUUCGAUCUUACUAAAGAUCUUGUAGGCAAAAAAAGACAUGUAGACAAAUCUAUUCAAAGUGACCAACUUGUUGCCAUUUACCUCGCUUCAGGUUUUGGGUAGUUAGAAAGCUACCACACUUGUCCGCCAUCGCCGACAUUUCUCGCCCUCCACAACAGAAUGCCUCUUCCUCCAUGUUCCAAGCCAUAACAUCGCUCCUCAGCGGUUUCCAACUUUCCAUUUGGCAAGUUCAUUCAUCCAUCUACCUUCCGCUUCCUUCCAACUCGCAAACUUACGUUCGUCCUCCCUAUCUUCAACUUCCUAGCCCAGAUAACCACCGGCACCGUCCUCCAGCCUCAUUUAACCACCGGCUCCGUCCUAAGGGCGUAGCUGGAGCCCACCCCGUGUUGACGGAAGGGCGAUACUUACUGUAGUGCCGAAAAGAAUGUAAUCUCAAGGGUACAACAGACCAAGGCUGUGUAACCCACCGAAAAAGG
Molecule: messenger RNA, 2125 nt
Organism: Astrephomene gubernaculifera
Lineage: Eukaryota; Viridiplantae; Chlorophyta; Chlorophyceae; Chlamydomonadales; Astrephomenaceae
Source: the annotation of a GenBank genome assembly